Messenger RNA from Phyllopteryx taeniolatus (common seadragon), 4156 nucleotides. Its product is annotated as tripartite motif-containing protein 3-like. Lineage: Eukaryota; Metazoa; Chordata; Actinopteri; Syngnathiformes; Syngnathidae. The transcript is spliced from 16 exons. Gene Ontology annotation, biological process: negative regulation of translation; proteasome-mediated ubiquitin-dependent protein catabolic process; protein polyubiquitination. The coding region runs from base 250 to 2544 and encodes 764 amino acids. Gene Ontology annotation, molecular function: ubiquitin protein ligase activity; zinc ion binding; translation repressor activity. The record is from RefSeq and is a predicted model, not a curated record.
CUCCGUCGCUAACGUGCAGCCGCGUGUUGCGUAACACUGCAUGCUGACACUCGUUUGUAAAGAACUGGAGAAGCUUUGAACACAGUUCGCAGUUAACACAGUUUUUGAGCCUAAAAUAGCCGCUUAGAACCAAAAUGGCUGACUUCCUGUGUCUUUUCGGGCACAGCCGGGGGGCAAAGCGCGGAACGCUGAUGUUGAUGGAUUUGAGGCGUGGCGGCCGGCGGCCCUGAGCGCCCGUGAGCGUCGGCCAUGGAAAAACGGGAGUCGGGCCGGACCGCCGGUCCGGUGGUGCGUCAGAUCGACAAGCAGUUUUUGGUGUGCAGCAUCUGUCUGGACCACUACCGCAACCCCAAAGUGCUGCCCUGUCUGCACACCUUCUGCGAAAGCUGCCUGCAGAACUAUAUUCCACCCGAGUCUCUGACGCUGUCGUGUCCUGUAUGUCGGCAGACGUCCAUCCUGCCGGAGAAAGGCGUGUGCGCUCUGCAGAACAACUUCUUCAUCACCAACCUGAUGGAGGUCCUGCAACGAGAGUCCGAGUGUUCGAGACCUGAGGCCUGCAGCGUCCUGGAGUCGGUUAGCGCCGCGGUGGCGGGGAAACCGCUCAGCUGCCCCAACCAUGAGGGGAAGGUCAUGGAGUUCUACUGCGAGUCGUGCGAGACUGCCAUGUGUCUGGAGUGCACGGAAUGCGAGCACCGCGAACACGUCACCGUCCCGCUGCGCGACGUCGUGGAGCAGCACAAGGCGGGACUCAAGAGCCAGCUGGACGCCAUCCGCAGCAGGUUGCCCCAGCUCACGGCGGCCAUCGAGCUGGUGAGCGAGAUCUCCCGCCAGCUGACCGAGCGCAAGAACGGAGCGGUGGCGGAGAUAACGAGCACUUUCCAGGAGCUGGAGCGAUCCUUAGAGCAGCGCAAGACGACGUUGGUGGCCGACCUGGAGAACAUCUGCGGCGCCAAGCAGAAGGUCCUCGAGGCCCAGCUGGCGGCUCUCCUCCAAGGCAGGGAUCACAUCCAGAGCAGCUGCAGUUUCACCGAGCAAGCGCUGAACCACGGCAGCGCCACGGAGGUUCUGCUUGUCCAGAAGCAAAUGAGUGAGCGCGUGACGGCGCUGGCGAGACACGACUUCCCAGAGAGACCGCAUCAGAACGCACACCUGGACUGUCAGGUGGAGACUGAAGGUCUGCGCCGGUCCAUCCAGAAUCUCGGUGUUCUGCUGACCACGUCGGCGGUGGCUCACACCUCGGUGGCCACGGGCGAGGGUCUACGCCACGCCACCACCGGCCAGCACCGCAGCAUCACCGUCACCACCAAAGACAAAGACGGCAAACUAGUGAGGACGGGUAACGCGGUUUUGAAAGCGGUGAUCACGUCGGUGGGGGACUGCAGCCGCGCCGCCGAAACGGAGGUGACGGAUAACAAGAACGGCACGUACGAGGUGGGCUACGCGCUGCGCGGCGAGGGCGAGUACGCCUUGGCGCUAAGCCUGUAUGGGCAGCCGGUGCGCGGCAGCCCCUUCCGCCUGCGCGCCGUCAAGCCCUGCGACGUGCCGCCCUCGCCCGACGACGUCAAACGCCGCGUCAAGUCGCCCGGUGGCACCGCCGGCCACGUCCGGCAGAAGGCGCUCAGGCGGCCCUCCAGCAUGUACGGCACUGUUAAGAAGAAGGAGAACCCCAUCGAGGACGAGCUCAUCUACAGAGUCGGAUCCCGAGGGCGAGAGCGAGGCGAGUUCACCAACGUCCAGGGCAUCUCGGCGUCCAGUAACGGCCGAGUGGUGGUGGCGGACAGCAACAAUCAAUGCAUCCAGAUCUUCUCCAACGACGGCCAGUUCAAGAUGCGCUUCGGCGUCCGCGGCCGCACGCCGGGCCAGCUGCAGCGCCCCACCGGCGUCGGCGUGGAUUCCAACGGCGACAUCGUGGUGGCCGAUUACGACAACCGCUGGGUCAGCAUCUUCUCCCCGGACGGCAAGUUCAAGAACAAGAUCGGGUCGGGCCGCCUGAUGGGUCCGAAGGGCGUGGCCGUGGACAAGAACGGCCACAUCAUCGCGGUGGACAACAAGGCGUGCUGCGUCUUCAUCUUCCAGGCCAACGGGAAGCUCGUCACCAAGUUCGGGGGACGCGGCGUUUCCGACAGGCAAUUCGCAGACAAACUUCUUCCAAACGUAACUAAGUCAGGCUCAGUGUUCAGUCCUCACUUCGUGGCCGUCAACAACAAGAACGAAAUCGUCGUCACCGACUUCCACAACCACUCGGUCAAGGUUUACAGCGCCGACGGCGAGUUCCUGUUCAAGUUCGGCUCUCACGGCGAAGGCAACGGUCAAUUUAACGCGCCCACCGGCGUCGCCGUCGACGCCAGCGGCAACAUCAUCGUCGCCGACUGGGGGAACAGCAGGAUACAGGUUUUCGACAGCACGGGCUCGUUCCUGUCGUACAUCAACACGUCGGCCGACCCGCUGUACGGCCCCCAAGGCCUCGCCCUCACCUCGGACGGACACGUGGCCGUGGCCGACUCGGGAAACCACUGCUUCAAGGUCUACAGAUACUUGCAGUAGUACCCGCGCUCCCGAAGCUAGGCGACGAAACAAGCCACUGGGAAUCCCCGGAACGGACUUUUGUGGUUUUUGUUGUUGUCUUUUGGUAGCUAGAUCCGUACAAAAUGUCCUCUCGUUUCCGAACACAAUGAAACAUUUCCAGCUCCACGCUCAACCCUUGACGCAACAUCACGUGAGAACGUUGUUGUCGUUUUACAAGAAUUCCGCUCCAUGGUAAAAGUCCUAACAGUUCACAAGAAAAAGUCUGAAUUUUACAUCAAUGAAGUUUUUUUUUUUUUUAAUUCCAGAAAAUUCCAUGAAAAUCUUUUGUCCUGCAAAAUAUGAACCUAAUGCGUAAAUAAUCUUUAGCAGGAACGAUUUUUCAAUUUUAUGAGAAUUUCUUUUUACAUUACGAGAAAGAAGGUUGUAAUAUUACGUAGAGGAAAAGGAAGAGUAUCAAUGGCAAUAUUCUGAAAAAUCAUUUGUGAAAAGAUUUCCUAACAUUUAAGGAAAAAGUUGCAAUAAUAGUGCAAAUUAUAAUUAUUAAUGCGUGUAAAUUAAGGUUGCAAGAGAUUUUUACAUGACAAUGUGUAAUACUUUCCAGAAAAGAAUUGAAUUUGAAUUGUUUUUUUUUACCUCAUAAGGAUAAAUCUAAUAUUUCACGUCGAAAACUUUUUAUGGGAAAACAGAAUAAACAUUUUGAAAAAAAAUAUAAUUUUACAAGAAUAAAGACAAGAUCUGAAAAAAAUCGCAAUUUUACCAGUCUGACUCUUCCUAAAAAAAUAGAAUGGUGAGACAAAAAAAAAAAAAUUGAAAACAAAAGGAUUCUUUUGUAAAACAAGUUAUUUUUACAUAAGUAAGUCAGAAUAUUUUACGACGACAGUUUUGGGCAAAAAUUAUUGCGUAACGAACGUGCAAAAAAAAAUGAUGCACAAAAAAUGCUGGAUUAACAAAGUAGUAAUGUCAUAAGAAAAAAAUAAGAUUCGGAAUAUUACAUGGUAAAAAUGUACUGACAAAAAAUGUUACGUGGAUAUUUCAAGGGAAAAGUCUAAAUUAUACGUUUUUAUUGUCCGAUGCUAACUCGUUCUUUUUUCCGUUAUCCAAAGCACAAACUAAAGAAGAAAACCCCUCUCUGAUUGUACAUAACUAAUUGAAUUAUAAUGACGCUAAAUGAGCCGAACUUUAGUGUUUGUUGCCGACCGACUCCCCAUAGGAAUAUUUUUAUAAUUCUGCCGAAACAUCAAAACCAAACUCCUGCCAAAACAUUUAUUGUACCAGCACUGUAUAUCAUAUAAGAAGAGUAAUAUAUAGAAAUGUAUAUGUGUAUAUUUGUUUUUUUGUGUGUUUUUCUGCGUGAAUGAAACAGCAGCUGACACCAAACAUGACAAAUAAAGUUUCAUUGUAAAUAAAAACAUUUACAAAAAGUGUCGUGGUCGUAAAAAUGAAUCAAACGAGCACUUUUUUUCCCCCCUUUUUAAUUUUUUAAAAUCCCGUUGAGUCGGUAACACUAAGAUACAAUAAAGAGAUCAUCCUUAUAUACAUUACAUAUUGAACUUUAUAUGGCACUGAUGAAUCCUGAAAAAAAAAGGCUUGAAAUGAAAUAAAACAGCAUUUGCAAAAAAACCCAAAAAAA